Molecule: messenger RNA, 1239 nt
Organism: Galeopterus variegatus (Sunda flying lemur)
Lineage: Eukaryota; Metazoa; Chordata; Mammalia; Dermoptera; Cynocephalidae
Product: cadherin-5-like
Exons: 5
Coding region: 372-1169 (265 amino acids)
Biological process (GO): regulation of establishment of cell polarity; multicellular organism development; homophilic cell-cell adhesion
Cellular component (GO): adherens junction; catenin complex; bicellular tight junction
Molecular function (GO): cadherin binding; calcium ion binding
Source: RefSeq, a predicted model, not a curated record
AUCAGAUCACAUCACUCUUCCCCAGGCCCUGUCCUACAAGGCCCUGCACAGCCCAACUGCAUUCAUUUCCUAUGGCUGCUGUGACAACCUACCACAAACGUGGGGGCUUAAAGCAGCGCCAGUUUAUUUAUUUAUUGCCUUAUGGUUGUGGAGGUCAGCAGUACUGAAUAGGCCUCAGGAGCUGCAAUCUGAGCUGUAUUCCUUCUGGAGUCUAAUCCAUGUCCUUGCCUUUUCCAGCAUCCCGAGGCCACCUGCGUUCCUUGGAUUGUAGCCUCACGUUGCUUCACCCUCCUGUCAUCACCUCUUCUCUUUCCUGGCUCUGACCCUCUUGCCUCCAUCUUCUGAGGACCCUAUCUAUCUGUCCUGGAAAGAUGCAGAGGCUCAUGAUGCUGGUCGCUGUAUUGGACACCUGCCUGGGCUUGCUGAUGGCAGCUGCAGCAGCAACAGCAGGCACUAACCCUGCCCAACUGGACACUCCCGGCAUGCUGCCCACCCUCCGGCGCCAGAAGAGAGACUGGAUUUGGAACCAGAUGCACAUUGAUGAAGAGAGAAACACCUCACUGCCCCAUUAUGUGGGCAAGAUCAAGUCGAGCGUGAACAGAAAGAAUGCCAAGUACCUGCUCAGAGGAGAGUCUGUCGGCAAGGUCUUCCGGGUCAACGAGGACACAGGAGACGUGUAUGCCUUUGAGAGGCUGGACCGGGAGAAGACCUCCGAGUACCACCUCAUUGCCCUCAUCGUGGACAAGGACACCAACAGAGACCUGGAGUCUCCUUCCAGUUUCACCAUCAAAGUUCACGACGUGAAUGACAACUGGCCUGUGUUCACGCACCGGUUGUUCAAUGCAUCUGUGCCCGAGAUGUCGGCUGUGGGGACCUCGGUCAUCCGUGUGACAGCAGUGGAUGCAGAUGACCCCACUGUGGCAGAUCACACCUCUGUCAUGUACCAAGUCCUGAAGGGAGAAAAGUAUUUUUCCAUCGAUAAUUCCGGACUCAUUCUCACGACAACCAAUAACUUGGACCGAGAGAUGCAAGCCAGAUACGAGAUCGUGGUGGAGGCACAAGACAUCCGGGGCCUCCGGGGGGACUCGGGCACGGCCACUGUGCUGGUCACCCUGCAAGACGUCAAUGACAACUUCCCCAUCUUCACCCAGAGUGAGCCCCUCCUUUAGGGUGCUGGGGAGGUUGGGUGUUGGAGCACUCCAGACUCAAUAACUUGGGGCUCUGGGGGAGGAGCCCUGA